Oryzias melastigma (Indian medaka) is the source of this 1427-nucleotide messenger RNA. RefSeq names its product thioesterase superfamily member 4 (gene them4). The transcript is spliced from 6 exons. Lineage: Eukaryota; Metazoa; Chordata; Actinopteri; Beloniformes; Adrianichthyidae. The record is from RefSeq and is a predicted model, not a curated record. Bases 358 to 1104 code for a protein of 248 amino acids.
GCACGCUUUUAAUCACGUGGGUCUGACGCAAACUGAACCUCGUGCCGGGCGGAAGCUGGAUAGAGUGUUUGUCAUAGUGACACAUGAAAGUCACCGCUUAAUUUCCCAGCGUGAACCCCAGUGAGAGACAUUUUAGCAUUCCUUUGCCGCUGAACACACUCCUGUGUUCAACAUGUUCAAGAAGUAUUCCACAGCGGAGACGUUUUUAAUGCAACGACAGUGUUUCAGAGCGGGUUUAGUUUCGGAGGACAAACGUCAAUAGCAGGAAAGAAAAGAAGAAGAAAAAAAACAAAACAAGUUGUCCUUGCGAGAAGUAGCGGUGUUUCCAAUAACCAGUGAUCGUUCGCUCCUUCAAAGAUGGCACGGAACCUCGCUAGAAUCCUCCGAGGCUGUGGGAGCCUCGUUCCAUUCAUGAAGACUCCCGCGCGCCCUCCUCGUAGCAGCAGCAGCAGCAUUCCCGUCCGGACCCUGGUGGAAAUGCUUCCAUCGCUCUUCUCCUCAAAGCCCAGAGACUUCAGCCUGCCCAACUCCUCAUGGGGGGAGGAGAUGAUGCGACUGUAUGAACAUUAUAAUGGCCACACAGAGACCGAAGGAGAGGAGAACCAGGAGAGGAAAUGGAAUCGACUACCGAGCUACAACCGUUCACUUAAAUAUGCAGCAGGUGGAGUUUAUCUGAGCAAACUCAUCCAGUCUAAAGCACGUCUGUUCACCCGAAACAUCCGAGAUCCUGGGGCGGCCUUUGAAUACGUUCUCUUUAUUGACAAAGAAAAAGAGAAGUGUGUGUGCAUUUUCCAAGCAGGUCACUUGCUGGAAGGACCUCCAGGUCAUGUCCACGGGGGGGCAAUAGCGACCAUGAUUGAUACAGUGACUGGAACUCAUGCAUCUGCAAUUUCUGCUCCAGUUCUGACGGCCAACCUCAACAUUGACUACCGCAGCCCCAUCCCACUGGGAAGCACAGUGUUGAUUGAAUCCACACUGGAGAAAACUGAGGGCAGAAAAUUAUUUAUUUCAUGUAAAGUGACGAGCACCGAUGGCUCCAAGAGACACACUGAUGCAACAGCACUGUUCGUGUCGGUCAGCAUCGGCCAUCUACUGAAAGGGUAACAACACAACUUCAGCCUGCCACAAACAAAUCUGUUACAGAUGUGCGUGUGAAGAAAAUAAGACCCCUUUUGGUUUGAAAUAUGUACAUAUUUCCAUAAAACUUUAAUUAAAUGUAAAUUAAACACUGUUUACUUUUAAUUAUAUACUAUUAUAUUAAAAUUCUAUUUAACUACACAUAUUGUUAAACUCUAUUUAAGGUUUAUUUUAUUGUAAAUUUAGUUUUAUUAUUUUAGAGGAUAUUGUGGCCUUAAACAUGAAUGAGCUGUACUUCUUUUUGUGGAGUAUUUCAAUAAACACUCACCCAUGGUGCAAUAGAAAACAAA